AUGGGGAGUGGGCAGAGUCGAGUUUUGUUGCAAACGGCGUUACGGGCAUUGAAGUGGAAGGUGGCGAUCUUCUUGACCGGUCCCAAGAUAUAUGGAAUUUGGCAAGAUUUAGUCGCCUCGGCGAAGCCAGCCGAGAAGUCAUAUGCACAACUCACAAAGUUGUUUGCGGACCAUUUCUCACCGAAACCAGUGCUUAUUGCUGCUCGCUUCAAAUUUCAGCAGAGGAAUCAGCAACCAUCCGAGUCUAUCUCUGAGUACGUUGCUCAGCUCCGUACACUGACGGAGCACUUUCGAUUUGAAUGGCCGCAGUUGGAGGACGCUCUGCGAGACAGGUUUGCUGCAGGUAUCCACAGUUUGUCCAUUCAGCGUAAGCUGUUAUCACAAGUUGAAUUGACACUAGAGGACGCGAUAACAAUUGCUCAAGGCAUGGAGGCUGCAGAGAAACAGUCAGAGACGUUAUGUCAAGCUGCCGUAUUGACCUCAAGCACCACUGCUGCAUCGGUACAUGUACAAGUUGUUGCCAUGAAGAGAAAGUUUACAAAGCCCCAGAAUCCAUGUUACAGAUGUGGAAGGGCAGGACACGCGCCAGACAGAUGCUAUCAUCGUGAGAAGGCGCAAAUUCCCAGGGAGAUGGGGUUUUGUACAGCAUCACCUAAGGCUCCAGCUGCAAAAGGGAAGGCCAAAGUGCAUCAUGUGGAAGUGUCUGACCCAGAAGAGUAUGAUAUUUAUACCCUCAAGCUGUUGGGAGGGGCCAGAUGGGUGGUAACUCUGUUGAUAGAUGGAACCCAGAUGGAGAUGGAAAUCGAUACCGGCUUAGCAGUUUCCAUUUACAUCCAAGAAAGUUUGACUGUUACUAUUGGAAGGCAAGCCAUUGAAAGCUACGUCAGCGGUCUUGACGACUGUCACUGCCAGGAAUUGGCCUUGCGUGAUUAUGAAGCCAAAUUAGAUGUGGAUCCAGACGCUAAGCCAAAGUUUUUCAAGCCUAGAGCUGUGCCCUACUUGUUGAGACCUACAAUUGGUCAGGAGCUGGACAAAUUGGUCACUAUAAACCUACUCCUCAAAGUUGAGCAGUUUCCCUUGCCCAAGCCUGAAGAUCUGUUCAGUUCGCUAGCAAGAGGACAACAAUUUGCUACACUGGAUCUGGCUAAUGCAUACAUAGAGUCUGAUCAGGAUCAUUUGCAGAAUCUACAGGCAGUUUUACAGAGACUGCACCAGUCUGGUCUUCGGUUAAAGAAAUCCAAGUGCAGGUUUAUGGAGGACUCUGUGCAAUAUUUUAGGCUACCAGAUCUCAGCAGCUGGUAUUGGAACUGCCAGGGAAAAGGUGGAAACUGUGCUAAAGGCUCACACACUUACCAAUACAGGAGAAUUACAAUUGUUUUUGGGUUUAGUGAACUACUACCGAAGAUUCAUUCCCAAUCUUGCAUCGAUUUGCAACCCUCUAAACUGUCUGGUGCAGAAGUCAGCAGUUUGGAACUGGUCAUCGAUUUGUUGGAGAGGCCUGUUGUUUAUGUAUCAUGA
Molecule: messenger RNA, 1518 nt
Organism: Corticium candelabrum
Lineage: Eukaryota; Metazoa; Porifera; Homoscleromorpha; Homosclerophorida; Plakinidae
Exons: 7
Coding region: 1-1518 (505 amino acids)
Molecular function (GO): zinc ion binding; nucleic acid binding
Source: RefSeq, a predicted model, not a curated record